AUGCCGCCUCCCAGGACGAGAGCGGAGGUCCAAGCCCAGAAGCAAAAGGAAAAGCUUGCCCAAUCCUACAGUGAGCUUCUAAAAGAGUUCUCGUCGAAAGACCUCCGAAAUGUCGGAAACUAUACUCUCGGAAGACUGAUUGGAAAGGGUUCUUUUGGAAAGGUCUAUCUCGCUUCCCAUAAGCUUACCAAUGGCUCAAAGGUGGUCCUCAAGUCCUCGAGCAAAGACGAUACGAACCUUGCCCGAGAAAUUCACCACCAUCGCCAAUUCCUCCACCCACACAUUGCCCGCCUCUAUGAAGUUAUUGUGACCGAAAAGUUGGUUUGGCUGGUGCUCGAAUAUUGUCCUGGUGACGAACUCUAUAAUUACCUCCUCCAGAACGGCCCUCUCCAUAUUGAUAAAGUAAAGAAGAUAUUCACGCAACUUGUUGGAGCAGUAGCCUAUGUCCACAGCAAAUCCUGUGUUCACCGAGACCUUAAGCUAGAGAACAUCCUACUUGACAAACACGAAAAUGUCAAACUAUGCGACUUUGGUUUCACGAGGGAAUACGAAGGCAAAGCAAGCUAUCUCCAGACAUUUUGCGGAACCGUUUGCUACAGCGCACCCGAGAUGCUCAAGGCCGAGAAGUAUGCUGGAGAAAAAGUGGAUGUUUGGAGCUUGGGAAUUAUUCUAUAUGCGCUGAUCGCAGGCGAGCUUCCCUUUGACGAGGAUGACGAUCAGGUCACUAAAGCCCGAAUUCUUACCGAGGAGCCGACUUUCAACGAUAAGUUCACAGCGGAUGCGAAGGCACUCAUCAACCUACUGUUGUCAAAGCGACCGCUUCUCCGACCCAGCCUCAGUGACAUUCUAGCUCAUCCUUUCCUUUCGGAGCAUGCACCAGAACAACUCGCGAUCCUAAAAAUCCCACGACCACCGGCUUUUUCAACCCCUUUAGAGAAGACCACCCUCCAACGAAUGAAAAGUGCAGGUGUCAAUAUCGAUGAGGUCAUGGAGAGUGUCCUUGCUCAACGCUGUGAUGCCCUCGCCGGUUGGUGGGCGCUACUGAUCGAGAAGGAGCAACGUAAGGAGCGAAAGCGAGAACGAAAGCGAAGGGAGCGGGAGGCUGAGGCGAAGAACAUCCGCCGUUUAAGUGCAGCGAGCAGUCGUCUAGAAAAGAUCUCAGCUGCACUAGUAGAAGUGGACGAAGAGGGCCAUACUACAUCUAUUCAGGAACGAGGACGAAGAGAUCGACGGAGUUUACCGUCUCAGCUUGCUGUUCCCGAGUUGCCAAUGCUUCCGGAGCCAGCACCUUUACCAUCCCCAGACCUCACCACUCCACCUCCUCCUGUUGACAAAGAUUCUAUACGAUCGACCAGCUCUACCAGCCGUCGCCCAGCGCCCCCACCCAAGGAUGUACGACGCUCCCGACCCAGUACGCUACAUGUGAGCGCGUCCCAACCCGAAUUAUCACAACACGGUGGAAUCUUCCGGCGCCGUCCUGGUCGCCGCCAGUAUCCAAUAAUUAGCCAGUUAGCUUCUCUAAAGCACUGGUUUGUGGAGUCUGCAAAGAGAGCCAAGUCACCCCAUCCAAAAUCUACAGGUGGGGCACAUCGCAAGUUACUGUCUGAAAGAUUGAGCCCGGCAAAAGGACAGGAACCCGGAAAGAAAUCCUCGCUAUCAUCUUCAACUUCUGCUCAACAGGAUUUGGCUACACCUACCGAGAUUAAACGUGCAUCCAACGCAAGCAGCCUGGCUCCAAGCAGUGCUUCGUAUCCUAAUCACCGCCAUUCAUACCCUCGCCAGACCCGGCCCUUGAGUACAAGUCAUGCAAGCCAUCGAAACUCAUUGUCACCAUCACCGCUUACUCCACGAGGUUCCUAUCGACGGUCCUCGGCUGGCUUACGCGGCCGCAAGUCGACCUCUUCGUCUGUGUCGUCCAUCCGGAGCAUUCACCAUACUCACACCCAUUCGAAAGCAUCAUCUAUCUCGUCAACUAGCAUAGGCUCGGCGUCCACCCCAACAGCGCGAACUGCAAAAUCACCCCACUCCUCGGUCAAAGUACUUCCAACUACGCCAAGUAUGUCUGCUCGUUUUCCUACCAAUAUUCGCUUAGUGCGAGGCUCAAAUGCUGGAUACCGGGAAGCAGAUGAUUGCAACGGAGUCAUGACUUCAUCCUUUAAUGAAGCUGCCCCUACACCCCUGCUCUAUUCCCCAUCCUCUAGUCUUGUGUUUGCACGCCGCAAACGGUCUACAUUCAAGGGACCGAUGGUUCAUACGGCCAACCUGAUGGUAUCUGGCGGAAUUCCCGGGUCCGAAUUUCCUAACGGUGACAUUUCCUCUCUGAAGGCAAAUCGACCGGCAACGCGGAAGAGCCAGAUUAUCGAAGAAGAGGAAGAUUUGGAAGGUGAGGAUGAAUAUGAGGAAGUCGAUACGUUUACCGGAACGGAGGAAGAGCCUACUUCACCCACCAGCAUUACAAAACCAGAAGACUUGGCCUUGGAUGGCUCUCCUGGACGUAACCGCAAACCUAUUCUGGAAGCUGCUCCUGAUCUUGACUCGAGUCCGCUUCGCCCACCGCGCUCCUCGUCAUUGAAAGCAGAGUCAACAGGCACAAUUAUCGAGUUUGGUCAGCUUGACGACAAAGCUGUCUUGACUGCUUCCCCGAAAUCAGUGUCUUCAGGUAAACAAAGCCUGGGCCCUAGAAUCGAAGAAGCUAAGAAAUAG
This is a messenger RNA of Aspergillus ochraceoroseus IBT 24754, 2703 nucleotides long. Its product is annotated as non-specific serine/threonine protein kinase. The record is from RefSeq and is a predicted model, not a curated record. NCBI's taxonomy places the organism in Eukaryota, Fungi, Ascomycota, Eurotiomycetes, Eurotiales, Aspergillaceae. The coding region runs from base 1 to 2703 and encodes 900 amino acids. The transcript has 5 exons. Gene Ontology annotation, molecular function: protein kinase activity; ATP binding. Gene Ontology annotation, biological process: protein phosphorylation.